Molecule: messenger RNA, 1167 nt
Organism: Labrus bergylta (ballan wrasse)
Lineage: Eukaryota; Metazoa; Chordata; Actinopteri; Labriformes; Labridae
Gene: nsa2
Product: NSA2 ribosome biogenesis homolog (S. cerevisiae)
Biological process (GO): maturation of 5.8S rRNA; maturation of LSU-rRNA
Cellular component (GO): nucleolus; preribosome, large subunit precursor
Source: RefSeq, a predicted model, not a curated record
CGUACUUCCUCUAAGUAUCGGCUCCGGGGAAAACAACAUCUACAGCACCCCAGCCUCAAGUCAAAACACCAAGUAUUCAUCGCCGUUACCACCUAUUAUCACCUUCGACGUAUUCUCCGUGGUCCUUAACUCCUUCCGCACAAGAUGCCUCAGAACGAGCACAUUGAGUUACACCGCAAGCGGCAUGGCUACCGCCUGGACCACCAUGAAAAGAAGAGGAAGAAGGAGAGCCGUGAGGUUCACGAGCGCUCGCACAAAGCCAGGAAGCUGAUCGGUCUGAAGGCCAAACUCUACCACAAACAGAGACACUCAGAGAAGAUCCAGAUGAAGAAGACCAUCAAAAUGCAUGAACAGAGAAAGACCAAGCAGAAGAACGAUGAUAAGACCCCAGAGGGAGCGGUGCCGGCCUACCUGUUGGACAGAGAGGGACAGUCUCGCGCUAAGGUCCUCUCCAACAUGAUCAAACAGAAGAGGAAAGAGAAAGCUGGCAAAUGGGAGGUCCCGCUGCCCAAGGUGCGAGCACAGGGAGAGACGGAAGUGCUUAAAGUCAUCAAAACUGGAAAGAGACAGAAGAAGGCGUGGAAGAGAAUGGUCACCAAAGUUUGUUUUGUCGGCGACGGCUUCACUCGUAAACCUCCAAAAUACGAGCGUUUCAUCAGACCCAUGGGUUUACGUUUUAAGAAAGCUCACGUCACACAUCCCGAGCUGAAAGCCACGUUCUGCCUCCCCAUCCUCGGGGUGAAGAAGAACCCCUCGUCUCCUCUCUACACGUCUCUGGGAGUCAUCACCAAAGGAACGGUCGUCGAGGUCAAUGUCAGCGAGCUGGGCUUAGUCACACAAGGAGGAAAAGUCAUCUGGGGUAAAUACGCCCAGGUGACGAACAACCCAGAGAACGAUGGCUGCAUCAACGCAGUUCUGCUCGUAUAAGACUCUUGACCGUUAUACAGACUGUGCCUGGUCACUCGUAUUUUUACUCGAGGACUGUCGAUGACUACAAACAACACGAAGAUGUGACGAGCAAUGACCUUCAUGUUCUGGGAACAGCAGGAAGGUCGCUGAUGCUGCACCUGGCAGAACGUUUUCUUUGUAACAGGAGGAUGUAAGAAGAAGGACAACGUGGUAAUGAUGUGUUAAAUAUGAUUUAAAUAAACCUGAUUUCACACAAGA